CGUUACCAAUAAAAAUCCAUUCAGUCGUCGAGAAAACGUUAUCGUGAGUGGUUGUUCCUUAAUCAUCGGUAACAACGCGCUCAAUAAUAAUGUCGCGCGUGUACAAUCCUACCGACUAUGUGGUCGAAAAAUCUCGCGUUAGAUCAUUCGAUAAAUACAAAGAGAUGCAUAGAGUAUCUCUUGAGCAACCAGAGGCAUUUUGGUCUGAAAUGGCGAAAGAAUUCUAUUGGCAAACCCCACCUCAGCCGGGAAAAUUCGUAUCGUACAAUUUCGAUAUAACCAAAGGCGAUAUUUUCGUGAAAUGGAUGGACGGAGCAGUCACCAACGUUUGCUUCAAUCUUCUCGAUAGGAACGUGAGGAAAGGCUAUGGAGAUAAAAUCGCAUAUUACUGGGAGGGUAACUGUCCUGAGGAUUACAGCCGUGUGACGUACAAGAAGUUGACGGAUCUUGUCUGUCAGUUUGCGAACGCUCUUCGGGACAUCGGAGUAUCCAAGGGCGAUCGAGUCUCCAUCUACAUGCCGAUGAUCUUAGAGACGGUGGUCUGCAUGCUCGCCUGUGCCAGGAUCGGUGCCAUACACUCUGUCGUGUUCGCCGGUUUUUCGUCGGAUUCAUUGGCGGAGCGUAUGUCCGACUGCAAGGCCAAGGUGCUGGUGACAGCUGACGGUGCUUGGCGCGGCGAGAAAUUGCUUGAAUUGAAAAAGAUUUGCGACGACGCUCUGGAAAAAGCCAAGAAGAUACAUAAGCAUAAUGUUGCGAAGUGCGUCGUCGUGUCUCACCUCGCUCGGGUGACGCCUUGCGGAACACUGCCCCAUGAUCUCCGCACUUUGUACAACUGGAACGAAGAUAAAGAUUUGUGGUGGCAUGAGAUUAUCGAGUCGCAGUCGACUAUCUGCCCGCCGGAGUGGAUGGACGCUGAAGAUCCACUCUUCAUGCUGUACACCAGCGGUUCUACUGGCAAGCCUAAGGGGGUUCUGCACUCCACUGCCGGUUUUAUGCUGUACGCAGCGACUACUUUCCGCUAUGUGUUCGAUUAUCGCGAGAAAGAUAUCUACUGGUGCACUGCCGACGUGGGCUGGAUCACUGGACAUACUUACGUGGUCUACGCACCUCUGGCAAAUGCUGCCACCUCCGUUAUGUUCGAAGGUACACCCUUCUACCCCGAUAACGACCGAUACUGGUCUCUUGUGGAGAAGUAUCGCGUCACCCAGUUCUACACCGCGCCCACCGCCAUCCGGGCCCUUACCAAGUUUGGCGACGAAUACGUCAAGAAGCAUAACAUGAAGUCACUCCGAGUGUUGGGCAGCGUUGGCGAGCCCAUCAAUCCUGAAGCAUGGCUGUGGUACCACACUAUGAUAGGCAGUAGCCGUUGCUCGAUUGUCGAUACUUUCUGGCAGACGGAGACUGGAGGACAUAUCCUCACUAGCCUGCCAGGCGCAACACCCAUGAAACCCGGCGCUGCGGGCUUCCCAUUCUUUGGUGUCCAGCCGACUUUGCUGGAUGAGAACGGCAAAGAGAUCGAGGGUCCCGGCGAGGGUUACCUGGUGUUCUCCCGGCCCUGGCCCGGCAUCAUGAGGACCCUGUUCGCUGACCAUGACCGCUACGAGAAGGUCUACUUCUCUAAGUUCCCUGGAUACUAUUGCACUGGGGAUGGUGCCAAACGUGAUGAAGAUGGAUUCCUUUGGGUGACUGGUCGUAUAGACGACAUGCUGAACGUCUCCGGCCAUCUGAUGUCGACUGCUGAAGUGGAAAGUGUGCUUACUGAAGAGCCGCGUGUCUCUGAAGCGGCUGUCGUAUCCAAACCUCAUCCGAUCAAAGGAGAAUCUCUUUACUGCUUCGUUAUUCUCAACGAGGGAGCGGAAUUCGACGCUGAAUUAGUAAACUCCCUGAAGAAACGUGUCAGGAACCGUAUUGGGGCAUUCGCCGCGCCUGAUGUUAUCCAAUAUGCUCCAGGAUUGCCCAAAACUAGGUCUGGGAAGAUUAUGCGCAGGAUUCUGAGGAAAAUAGCCCUCGGGGAAAGCGACAUUGGCGAUACUUCCACUCUCGCUGAUCCAUCGGUUGUUGAGGAACUCUUCAAGAACCGACCUUAAAUUAUCAAAAAUUUUAAACCGUUCGUUAGAAAUGUUCCUAUUUUGUUAUUUUAGGUUAGCUGAACGCACUCGGUUUUUUAGGUUUAAUUUUUAGGUUAUCCUCAGUGAUUAAAUUGAGCCUAAUUGUUUGCAAUUUCAUUUGUAUUAUUGGUUUAAUAGUUUUAGAUAUGACUUCAAAGAUAUUUGAACAGCUUCCUAGUGAUGUUUGAUAGAUAUGAUUUAGGUUUUUUUAGCUUGUAUAUCUUGGAUAUCGCACAGAAUAAAUAGAAUUAAUUUCCUAAAUAUAGUUUCACGACCGCGCAACAAGCCGUCCUAAUAUAUCUUGCAUCUUUGAAACGCUAGAAGUAAACUUGCUAAAUCAAAGGCGAACGCCUCAUUUAUUUUUUAUUGAUUUUUUAAAUAUGCCUCUCCGUAGGAGUUCAGUGCACCUCAUAAUCAAAAUUAUCACAAAAUGUUAUAUAAACUCGAAAACAAACGCGAUUCUGAUUAUUUCAUUCAUAUUUUGAUUUUUUUAUAUGUUAAUUUUGUAUGGUGCUUGUAUUAUUUAUUGUGUUACCGUGGGUUUACACAGCUAUAUGUUACGGCAGUAGGAACUCAUGUUGUUUUUUUUUAAUUUCGGAGCAUUUCGAUCUUGAUGUAUAACCAUUCCAUUAUUGUAAGUGUUAGAAGUAAGACAUAAACGUACGAGUAGUCGCAGUUGCAAGUAGAAUUACUAUUAAAAAUAUGCUUUAUCAAUGUAUCGCAGAUUAUUUUUUAAUUUGAAUUUUCGAAUUUAUUUGUUA
Molecule: messenger RNA, 2869 nt
Organism: Papilio polytes (common Mormon)
Lineage: Eukaryota; Metazoa; Arthropoda; Insecta; Lepidoptera; Papilionidae
Gene: AcCoAS
Product: acetyl-coenzyme A synthetase
Exons: 9
Coding region: 90-2087 (665 amino acids)
Molecular function (GO): acetyl-CoA synthetase activity; AMP binding
Source: RefSeq, a predicted model, not a curated record